AUGAGGAAUUGCACUUUGGUAACUGAAUUCCUCCUGAUGGGAAUCCCACACACAGCUGGGCUGGAAAGGAUGCUCUUUGUCCUCUUUUUGGCCUUCUACCUGCUCACUCUUCCAGGAAACCUACUCAUUCUGCUGGCCAUCCUGACUUCCACCAACCUUCACACUCCCAUGUAUUUCUUCUUGGGAAACCUGUCAGUGCUUGAUAUUUUUUUCCCUUCUGUGAGUUCCCCAAAGAUGAUGCGCUACCUCACGGGACACAGCCACACGAUCUCUUACCAGGGCUGUGCCUCCCAGCUCUUCUACCAUUUCCUGGGCUGUGCUGAGUGCUUCCUGUACACUGUGAUGGCCUAUGACUGCUUUGCAGCCAUCUGUCACCCUUUGAGGUACACGGUCAUAAUGAAUCCGUGGGUGUGUGGCUCCAUGACUGUGGCCACGUGGAUGGGGAGCUGUCUGCAUGCGUCUGUCCUCACAUUUCUCAUCUUCAAGUUACCCUACUGUGGACCCAAUGAAGUGGAUAACUUUUUCUGCGACAUCCCAGUGGUGCUGGCCCUGGCUUGUGCAGACACCUCUCUGGCACAAGCUGUAAGUUUCAUCAAUGUAGGUCUUGUUGCACUGGUGUGCUUCCUCCUUAUCCUUAUUUCUUACUCUCGCAUCGUUGUCUCCAUCUUGAAAAUCCGUUCUUCUGAAGGCAGGCACAGAGCCUUCUCCACCUGCAGUGCCCACUUGACAUCCAUCCUGCUCUUCUAUGGCCCAGUGGUCCUCAUUUACCUCAGACCUGCCUCUACUCCUUGGCUGGAUUCAGUGGUUCAAGUGUUGAAUAAUAUUGUUACUCCUUCCCUUAAUCCUUUGAUAUAUUCCUUGAGAAACAAGGAAGUAAAGGUGGCUUUGAGAAAGGCAUUGACACGAGGGAUGCACACUUCUGGGGAGUAA
Molecule: messenger RNA, 930 nt
Organism: Rattus norvegicus (Norway rat)
Lineage: Eukaryota; Metazoa; Chordata; Mammalia; Rodentia; Muridae
Gene: Or10d5
Product: olfactory receptor family 10 subfamily D member 5
Exons: 1
Coding region: 1-930 (309 amino acids)
Biological process (GO): signal transduction; G protein-coupled receptor signaling pathway; detection of chemical stimulus involved in sensory perception of smell
Cellular component (GO): plasma membrane; membrane
Molecular function (GO): olfactory receptor activity; G protein-coupled receptor activity
Source: RefSeq, marked reviewed